AUGAAUCCCAAAGAUUCAAAACCAUCCUUUUUCAUGUCCCUCCCUACAGAACUCCACCUCCUAAUCCUCAACCUACUCCUCUUCCCCGACCUCAUCCACUUAAAGCUCACUUGCACCUAUUUCCACACCCUCAUUCCACCCCUCAGCCACAGCGCGCUCAUCGACGCCGAAAACACUGACUUAGCCGUUUUCAAGGAUGUCUUCGCAUGUCGAUACUGUUUACGACUGCGUCCCCGGUCGGAGUUCGCCGAUCGCAUGCUUCAUCGUCGACGCGGGCGGUAUGGUCGCGACGCGCAUAAUCGGUUCUGUGUCGACUGUGGGCUCCAACCGAGGGUCGGGCGGCCGAGGUAUUGUCCUGGAGCGCAGAUUGUGAUGCAAGGUAUCUCAUAUGUCAUUUGCUUGACUUGUCAUGACUUUCGGUUGGGGGUGAGGGAUUCGGUAGGGAGGUCGGUGAAAGCGGAGUGUAGGGAUUGUCUGAAGAAGAGAGAGGUGAUGGAGAAAGAUGAUCAAGUGGGAGAGCGAGUUGGAGCCUUCUUUGGUGGUACCGAGGAAGGUAUGGUGGUGAGGGGUGGGUUUGUGUUACAAUCUUGGCUCCUGCCCCGUAUGGCGGUAUCGGAGUGA
Messenger RNA from Aspergillus affinis, 621 nucleotides. RefSeq names its product F-box domain protein. Gene Ontology annotation, molecular function: protein binding. NCBI's taxonomy places the organism in Eukaryota, Fungi, Ascomycota, Eurotiomycetes, Eurotiales, Aspergillaceae. The transcript has a single exon. The record is from RefSeq and is a predicted model, not a curated record. Bases 1 to 621 code for a protein of 206 amino acids.